This is a messenger RNA of Erpetoichthys calabaricus (reedfish), 9402 nucleotides long. Its product is annotated as dnaJ homolog subfamily C member 5. Bases 200 to 799 code for a protein of 199 amino acids. Lineage: Eukaryota; Metazoa; Chordata; Cladistia; Polypteriformes; Polypteridae. The record is from RefSeq and is a predicted model, not a curated record. Gene Ontology annotation, biological process: regulation of synaptic vesicle cycle. Gene Ontology annotation, cellular component: presynapse; membrane; intracellular membrane-bounded organelle. The transcript is spliced from 5 exons.
CGCGCCGCUGCGUGACAAGGGACGAAGAGACUCUGCAGCUGCCUACUUGAAUGUGCAUUCUGGGGGGAUGCGGUGUUUAGUGCUUUAAAUAUAUAUUUUGAAAUUAAAGGACUCACUUGAGCUAAUUCUUGUCGGACGUUAUUAUUUUCUGAAAUACAACAGAAGAAGCAGAGUAAAAAGAUUGCCCAGAAAGACUACAAUGUCAGAACAGCAGAGGCAGCGAUCUCUAUCCACUUCUGGAGAAACAUUAUAUCAUGUACUGGGGGUUGACAAAAAUGCAUCUGUGGAUGACAUUAAAAAAUCAUAUAGGAAACUUGCACUGAAAUAUCACCCUGACAAAAACCCUGAUAAUCCAGAAGCUGCAGAUAAAUUUAAAGAGAUCAACAAUGCCCAUGCAAUUCUAAAUGACCCCACAAAGCGUAAUAUUUAUGAUAAAUAUGGCUCUCUGGGACUAUAUGUUGCUGAACAGUUUGGUGAAGAGAAUGUAAACACAUACUUCGUCCUUUCUAGCUGGUGGGCAAAGGCUCUCUUUGUGUUCUGUGGCCUAAUAACAGGCUGCUACUUCUGCUGCUGUCUCUGCUGUUGUUGUAACUGCUGCUGUGGAAAGUGUAAACCCAAACCACCUGAGGGAGAGGAACAUGAAUUCUAUGUCUCCCCUGAAGAUCUGGAGGCACAGUUACAGUCUGAUGAAAGAGAGGGGGACACGCCAAUUAUAAUGCAGCCAUCAUCAGCCACAGAAACGACCCAGCUGACAGCCGACAGCCACCCCAGCUACCAUACUGACACAGGAUUUAACUAGGUCUUCCAGUUCUACACUGUAACUUCACACCACACAGUUUUAAGGGAAACAAAGAAAAAAUAGUAAUUUUAAUCACUGGAUAAACAAUACCCAAAUGAGGGAACAGGGGAGAUAAAAAUGAACAUUUACGAAAAUAUGUACUGCUGUCAUAGCAGACCAAUUUAAAAGCUUGGUACAAUUUUUUUUUGCCUUCAAUUUCCAUUUUUCCAUAUCUUUUCCACAUCAUUAAUGUUCUGUAGCAUGUCUUAUUAAAUACAGUUAGUUAUAUUUCAAUUUUAAGCAUUCAUGUAUUCAUCACCCUCAUCUGAUUUAAUUAAAAAAACCCUGUGGUGUCAGUCAAAGUUUUACCCAUCUAUGCACUGGACAUUCUGUAUGUCAUUUUUCAUCAUGCUUUAGAAAGAUUUGAAUUGAUGGUCAUCCAGCAGGGUUUGUUUUUUACCCCUUUGCUAAAUCAUAUUUUUUCACGUUAAAAUAUGUUUCAAAGUGUUUACGUAUCCCCUGACAUCCUUACUCUUUGUCAUGUUUUAUGUGUGAAUCUGAGUUAUUGUUGAAUUUGUGAGAAACACCAAGGAUUGCAACAACAGCAAAAAAUAACCCUUGGCUAAACACUGUACAAUCUGUUACUUAUCCCUUAGCUCUGUACAAUCCAAAUGUUUAAAUAUUCCAAACAAAUCAAACAGUGCUUCUGAGUGAUAAUAUGCAGUUUUAGGUUGGGAAUGUCAAAUUUCUACUCACAGCAGGAAAAUAAUUGUUUUUGCUGUCAUUAUGAAUAACGUACUUUGUACAAAUUGUGCCAUGCAGCCUUUGAGGAUGUGGCUGUGCUGUACCUUUUGACUUCAUGGUGUUUCUGUAGAAUGCAAUGUUGAUUUUCUGUGUAUUAUUUUAAGAUGCUAGUACAGUAGAUUGCUUGUAUGAUGUUGAACUGUCCUCUGUUCAUACAGGUACUAAAUUUUGGCAUGUCAAUGGUACAGGUAGAUUUUUUUCUUCUCAUUCUUAAUCCUAAACAACAUAAAGCCACUAUGUGACAAAAGCUGCCAGCUCAAUACCAGUGUGGGCAUCAUUCAGAAGAACACUAGCAGUGGAUUAAGCACCACAGAAAGAAGCUAUUUUUAAAUUUUUGUCCAGCUACAUUAUGCUGCUACACAGAUUGGAAAACUCUUAGAGUACUACAGAAAUUAUUUUGCCGUGUGGAUAUAUAGUUUAAGCCAAUGUAUUUUAUAUUCUCUUCUAAAAGUUCUCCUCAUUUUCUUUUGUGGGCCAGAAAAUGUUUUUUAAAAUGGUUAUCUAUUAAGAUGUUUAAAUGUGUUAUUGAAUUUUAAGUAUGUGUAUCACAUAUUGCAGAGUGACCCAAAAAAAUAUGUUAAAAUUGAAAAAAUAUUGGAAAAUGCAUUAAAGUGUUUACAGUGAAGCUAGAGUAGACUUGGUAAGUUCACUGUAGAAUAAAAAACCUAGCCCCCAGCUUAUAAACAUGUCAGUAAAUUAUUUAAAUGUCUACAAAAUGCACAUUUAUAAAACAGUUACAAAUUGAAUCCUUUCAUUACGCAGUUAUAUUUUUAAUUACGUCAGAAUUAUAUCAGUAUGAAUCAUAAAAAAGUUGAUCAAAACAUUAUUUCACUCAAUUCUCAAUUUGAGCAGUUGUGUGUUUGGGUACAGUAGACCCUGUCUUUAGCAUAGUUUAGGGUCUUUGUGCCCUUUAAGGUGGCCAGCUACAUAACAUGCAUAUUACUUGCUAAACCUUGUCAGCAUGUGCCCUAUAUAAUAUAUGCUUUUGAAAUUAUCUGUCCUCCCAUAAUACAGGGGCAUUUCAAAUGCUUGAAACUGUAGUGGAGAUAAGGAAAAAUCACAGCACACUUCCUAAAUAAAUAAACCUACCAGAAGGAAUUUUCCCUUCUUCCUGCAGUUUCAACUAUUGAGAAAAAGAAGCUGAAUCACUUGAUUCAUUUUUGGUGACUAGAACUUAAUUAGAUUGUAAAAACAAAGGGCAAUUAAACACAGAAAGAGUCCAUUCUGGAGCAGCAAAUGCAAAGUUGGAACAUAGACAAAGGCAGGGUAAAUGAAAGGCUGCUCUUUGUUUACAAAAGGUGACAAAGGUUCUGCCAUCUGUCUUAACUGUACAGUUUUUUAGAGCCACUGUUAGUUGUAAAGCCCUUUUCCAUUUUAUUUUAUAUAUAUUUUUUGUUUUGAGGGGUUGACCCAAAAGUAAACAAGCACAGAAGUGAAAUGUGCCAAUGUUAAGGGUCCACUAUACUUUAAUUUCAGUUGCAUUAUAAUAUUUUAAGUAAAUUCCAUCUAAUUGGAUUCUUUUGUUUUUUGUUAUUAGUAACUAUUCCAUUUUAGUAAAUUGUAAUGAUUGAUGAGGAUGAGGAUUUUUUUUUAUUUUAAAUUUCUUUAAGAACUAUUAUAGCAUGCUUACAGUAAGUAAAUCUAAUUAAAGAAGCUGUGAAAUGGAUGAGAAGGCAGUAUGCACAGUUUAUAUUUUGGAAUGUUAGAAGAGCCCUUUUAAUGAUGUGAACACAUUUUAAUUGAUUUAAUAUUUUUAUUUUUUCUUAAUAUGACGACACAGUUAUCUUAGUAUUUUCUAUGGGACCGAGUCCUGUUUAAUGUCAUGCAUGGGUUAUCCUUUUUUAUUUUAUGGUAGCUUAAAAUUGUGAGCACUCCCUGUACUAUGUAAUGUAAGAUGUACUUGGGUAGACCUUUGUCUUCAACUAGGAACAAUUAAUACUUGAAAGUUAUUACAAGUGCACGACUCCCUGAAAAUAUGGUUUCAUUACAUUGAUAUAAUAUUAGGUGUAAAAAAUAAUAAAAUCACAUUUCCAAAGUUUACUUAAAAAUACAUUUUACUUUUUUUAAGUGGAACAUAGUGUGAUGAUUCUCAUAUAAACACUACUGUUUAAAUUUAGAUUCACUUUUCUCUACAAAAACACCAUAUGUUUUUUUCACCAUUGUUCUCUAACAACAAAAUUCCUACUACCAUAGGAAAUACCUACUACAGAGAAUGUCAGCUUACAGUUUUAUAAAGUAAUAGGUGAAUUUGACUCUUAUGUAGGUCAAAACAAUUUUUUUUUUUGUUUGAAGUGGGAGCACAGUUCAUAUGUUGUCUAUAUUUAUUUUUUAAAUUAAACUUUGAGUUUACAGCAUUGAGCAAAAUAAUGUGCUAAUUAAUAUUGUUGUGCCAGUACGCUGAUAUAUUGUAUUAUUUUUUUAAUGCAGAAGCCGUCCUGUGAAGAUAUCUGGAGCAGAUCUUAUGCAUCAGCAUAAUGAAAUUAAAGUAUAAAUUCCAAUGCCUGCUAAAUCUAAUUAUUUGGUUAAAUAAACACCUAGUACAAGCAGCUUAGAUAUCAUUACCUUGCACAAUUUACAUUUUUUUGGUUAACGUUUGCUCUGUCACAUUUCUGUAGUUUAGAAUUUAGGAAUUCUAAAUAACUGGAAGGGGUGUUUUUCAGCUAGGUACAUCGCAGUAGAACAAAAAGGAUUUGGAACUAAGUUCUCUGGUUUUACUUGCAAGCCUGAUAAUUUAAACAUUUCUGACUUUAUUAAAAACUUAGGGUGCUUCGCCCCCUGCUUGCUUUGCUUGCCAACCCGUCUGUGGAUUUCACUUUCACCAAACAACAAAUCUUUUCAUUCUUGCGUAUAUACCUCUUCAUUGGGAAGAAAGACUACUUUUCCCUGAUGGCAACACGAAUUAGACGAUCUACAAAUCUCUGACUUAAAGUUAAAUCCGAACAAUAUCUACAUACUUCUGUCAUAUCACCUAUGUCCAUAUAUUCAAUCUCUUUUCGCUGUUCCGUUAUUUCACCAAGUAAUAAUUUCUGUUUGUUUGCACUAAUGCGAUCUUUACACUCAUUUUUUUUAAGACUUUCAAAUUUUAGUACUUUCAUUAUCUCUAACCUGCUCUGCAUGUGUGUUGCACCAACGUUUUUGAACCUCUUUAUGACGUUCUACUCUGUCAUCUACUCUGUCUUUUAUUUAUGGCCAGAGAUAAGGCCUUCUUCUUUUUCUCUUUUUUAACUUGUUUUGAAAACAUAGAUGAACAUGAAGACUUUAUGAGGCAUUUUUAAAAAGUAAUUUUUCCCAGAUAUAGUUCAUAUACUUGUUUAUUAAACUCAAAAAAAUAAUUAACUUUCUGCAAAAGUAGUUGGGUAGAACGACAAGACCACAUAGGCCACUCAACACUGAUUAUUCCAAGAUUCUGGAACACACCAAACAUUGGAGGAAUACACCACAUAAUUUCAUAUAGUUUAUUUGUAUUUCAUAUUUUACAGUUGUGGUGUGCAGAACAAUCUGCAGUAGUCUUACAGUAAGGUAAGACGGGGUGGUUUGUUUCUCUGUUUUCCAGUGUUCCAUGAAGGAGUCACACCCUGCUUGGAAGGUGAGCUAAUAAGCAGUAUAGGCUGAAUCUUUUAAAAGGGGACACUGAAUUUUGUCAGAAUUGGAUGACUCUAAUGUCCUGAUUCAAAUAUAUAGAAAUAUGGGAGAAGAAAAUAACAUUUUUCACCACAUCAGUUCUUACCCAGUCAUAUUUUUCAGUACAGUUCGUAUCUACUAAUUAGUAAUUAUGUGAAAAGAUAUAAAACAUUUUUAAACUCAAAACUGAUGAUCUGUCCUAGGUGCUGAUUAGAUGUGUUUAUGUAUUUUUUUUCUGUUCGAGUCUUCCUUAACUAUAAUGUUUUUUUCUUAUAUUUUAAAGAAGAGAAUAGUAUUUAAAGUUUUCCUAUUAUUUGGACCUCGCUAAUUUCUAAUGAUUAUCUACAUGAGAAAAGCAGUUACAAGUUCUGUGAUUAUAGUAAACAUUUUCUCUGGCAGAUUUUUUUUCUUUUUUCUAAUGCAUAGAUCUGCUUCAGAUAUGUCUUUUGGAAAUAGUUUUGUGAACAAGUACAUACUGAAAGGAGGACUCAAGCUUUAAAAAGAAAUCACUCCUUCAUGAUAGAUACUGUAGUUCAACAUGUAUAUUUUAUUUGUGAGUGUGUUUAAUGUGAACAUGAUGCAUUUAAUGUACAUUUCUUUGUUGCUUUAAUUUAUUUUUUCAGUACCUUAUUUUAAUGUGCUGAAUGUGUUGACAAGGAAGAAUUCUGAUUUUGAUUUUGAAAAAGCAGAAUUAUUUUUAUAGCAGUGUGUCAUAAUUCUGUAGAUAUAUUAUUAAUAGUAUUGAUAUAUGUUAAAAUUUUUUGGGUUUUAUUUCUAAUUUACAAUUGCAAACAGUUUACAGGUUAAUUUAGUAUUAGUGCUAAAAGUGAAGUAAGAGAAUAUAAGUUCUUACACAAAGUCUCUCUCUGCGCAAAAUGUUCUGUCUGCAUUAAGCAAGUUAUAACCUAAUGUUAUUUACUAAGGCACAAUUCUUUACAUGGCCUACCUGACAUUGAUAUUGACAAAUGAAAAUAGACUGUCAAAAUCCAUUUUUAGCAAAUAAGUACUAUAGUAUAAGAAAGUGUGUGGUUUUAUUAAUUCGUAAAGGGAAUAGAAUAUUGCUGACAAACAUUAACUAAACAACAAAAGGAGGAAUUUCAAAAUUAACUAUAUUUUAGCAAACAUAUUUUAAAUUUUGUCAUAGCAAGGAAUCCAGAAUUUUAAUUUUGUCUGUAUCUUCUUUUAUCGCUUUCCUUUUUCUAACUAACCUAACUAACCUUCAGCAUAACUGUUUAUACUCAGAAGUCAGUGUAGUUUGAUCUCAGUGACAUGUGCCACAUAUUCUUGCUAAAAUAUUUUGUUGCUGUGGAUGAUGAUGGCAUAUGUUAAGAUGUUAAAUGCUGGCCACAGAAUACAUUACAGAAUGCUGUUGAUGCUGUUAAAAUUAAUUAUUAAAUGUUUUUAUUUUUAAGUAAAUGUUGGAUUGAUAACAGUGAUAUUUAUAACUCUCACUUUACAGAGGUAGAAAGAGAUCCACAACAAGAUUGCUAUAAAAUUUAAAUUACUUUUAGGUUUAUGCAGAUCUUUGAUCUUUGUCACAAAUGAACAUUUGAAUGUUGUAUUUUAUUAUAGUACCUGCCACAGAGUUUAGCAUUAACUUUUUAGAAAUCCAAAAUGUUAUUAUCUGCAACCAUUUUACCAGAUGUGCUGUAUACGUUUUAAAAUUUCUCUUUAAAAUGUUGGUACAGCAUAUCCAUCCAUCGGAGACCCCAAAUAUUUGUCCUUUCCAAGAUUUCUGAAACUAUGAGAAAUAGGAUGUUGUCAAAGUAAAGAAGGCCAUAAUGUUUUAAUCCUUUGUUUUUCAUACUUUAUAAGUACUAAUGUGUUAAAGAUGAUAAUUAUCAUUUUAAUAGAAAUGGAUCAAAUAAAUAAUGUGGGGACCACAAUAUCUGACUUACAGAUAACAGAAAGAAGUGUCUGCUAAUUUAGCAGGUCGAACUUCAGUCUAUUUAUAAUAUAUGCAAGGUCCUUGCAUGUUUAUUUCUUUUGUGUUUAUUUAAACCACUAUAUAGUAUGUAUAGUACACUAUAUGUGUAUAACACGGUACAAUGGUAUAUAUGUAUUUCACUUGUGUAAAUAAGUGUACCUGUAGAUCAAUACACGCCAUUGUACAGUUACAAACAACCCAAAAACACUACUGCAAAAAAUUGCUGCAGAAUAUGCAGUCAAAAAUGACACUUUUGCUCUAUUUCAGUUAGCAAAAAUGUUCAUAAAGUUUUGGUAACACUGUCCAUAUAUCAGGUGUAUUGACUGGAAAAUAUCCUUCAUUAUUACAACAGCUUAUGCCUAAACUCUUUAUUUACAGCGUAAUAAAACAGUUCAGAUUAGCUACAGAUGCAACAGAGAUUAACAAAUUAUUGAGUAGGUUAGUUAUUGAUAUCUGAUACCUAAUCAUAUUUCCAAAUUUUCUUAAAACAGAUCUUCUCUGUAAAGAAAUUGCUGUUAAAGCCGGAUAUUUCCAGAGUUCACGUCUAGCACUGCUUUCAUUUUUUUUCAUCAUUUUUUACAUUUUUUGCCAAGGAGACAUUCAUUAUUUGCUGCCAAACAUCACUUAUUUCACUUAAUUGUUUUAAAUUGCUUAGUCUUUGUUUAUUUACACAUGUGAUAAUAGUAAUACCGUGACCAGCAUAAUGAAAAUAGUUUUAAUAUUAUUUAUCCAUUUUAAUUUGAUAUUAAAUGUUUUGCAGUGUGGUAAUGGACAAAUUUUCUUCAUUAUUUGGUGUGCAUUUUACUCUAAAAAAUGAAAAUGUUUCACAUUUUCAAUGUAAGGACAUUGAUACGUGAUAAACCACAUACCCCUUUACCAGGUUUAGUUGUAAAAUCAACACACCCACUGUAUAAUAAAAUAAAAAUUAAAUUGUAAAUGCAUUUUACUGUUUUGUUAGAGUGUCCGUUUUCCUCCAGCUAUGACUAGCUAACAUUUUAAAUAUUUCUAAAUACAUUUAUGAAUACAUUUGAAUUCUGUAUCAGUUCAUCAUGAGGUGUAUUUUGUCUUGACUUAUUCUUUCCUCUGCUUCAUUGAAUUUUCCCUAUUAUGUAUAAUAUGUACCUUGUGUUAUUCAUAACUUGGUGUACAAUUUACCUGUCAGUGUAUUUUUCUUAGUGUAAAGCAGUAUGUGGCUGUUUAUUUUAAGAGCACUAUGCAAAGUAAAAUUGAAUAUUACCAAAAGUUAUCUUUAUUGCAGAAAUAAACAUAGUUUCCAUAAAUACUAAUCCAGAUGUAAAAGUCAUUGACCACAACUAGGAGUGUUUGGAUGAAGUACUUGAUUUAGUUUGUUGUGUAAAUUGUAGGAAAGGGAUUUUGCAAGUAAAUUAAAAGGCCUUGUAUAGGACAAAAUGUUAUCCAUCAAAGUGUCAAAAGGUGCUUAAAUCUGUAGUGUGCAUUUUGGAAAAGCAAUUUAUUCGACAGAAUGGAUAUUUUGUUUUUUAUAAGAAUAGUACUACAUGCACCUAAGACUUUAGAGUUUCAAAUUAGGCUUAGGACAAUUUGGUAAAUAUAGGAAACUCCAGUUAGGUUUUACCACAUUAAGCACAGUUUUUACAUAUAAAAAUUAAUUUAUUAAAGAUGUGUUCUUAAGUCCCCAUCUUAAACAUUCAUAUUUAAGACAUUGCCUUUAGUUUUGUUUUUGGCUGUUAAUCAAUAUAAAAAACUGCUUUGUGCAAGUCAGUUAAGUAAACCAGUAUGCUGUUUUGGUGAAAUAAGCAUUGACUGUACAGUACGUUCCCCUGUUUUACUCAUUUCUGUGUAAACUGUGGACAUAUACUUUCAUAGCAUCCUUAUCCUAACAAAAUGCAAUUACUUAUUUUAUGAGCUGUUGGAAAAUGCAAAUUGUAUGAGUGAAUGCACUGUGUAUUGGAACUGUAUUGGAUUAAUAAGAAAUGUUCUUUUAACCUAUACAAUUGUUAGUGGAUUCAAUAGUGAUAUAAUGUUAUGAAGCAUUAGAUUUUAUUUCUUCUUAUUGUUUUUUUUUUCUUUUUUUUCAUUUUUAUGUUUUGGAUGGACCAUAAUUUAAAUAGUAUGUAAGUAAAUGUGGCCACAACAGGAUUAAAUGAUAAUAGUUUCCUGUAAAUCCACUGAGAAUUGAUUAUAUUAUUACAGUUUGUUUUAGCAUGGAUAUUUAUGUACUGUAUGUCAGAAAGAAAUCAUUGGUAAUUUAUCUGAUUUGCCGUUGUAAAAUAAACGUGUUUCAGAUGCUUAA